Molecule: messenger RNA, 1863 nt
Organism: Hyposmocoma kahamanoa
Lineage: Eukaryota; Metazoa; Arthropoda; Insecta; Lepidoptera; Cosmopterigidae
Product: proton-coupled folate transporter-like
Exons: 5
Coding region: 57-1625 (522 amino acids)
Biological process (GO): transmembrane transport
Cellular component (GO): membrane
Molecular function (GO): transmembrane transporter activity
Source: RefSeq, a predicted model, not a curated record
CGAUAGCUAGCUAGAGACGGUUUAAAAGUGAAGUGUUUAUAUAAAGUGUUUUAGUAAUGAAGAAAGAAAAAGAUAAUGGAACUGAACUUCCAGAAAAACCAGGAUUACAUGCAACCAAAAAUGGACAACCGAAAAAAGGGGAGAAAUUAACAUUUUCACAACAGACAGUAAAGUUUAUAAAUAACUUACCUCACUACAUAAGAAAGGCAUUUGCUUUCUUUACUGUGGAACCAUUUUUAAUAUGCUUUGUGUUACCAAAUAUUGUAUCAGCUCUAGCAGUACAAAAAUUAAAUUUGGAAAAGGCUUGCCGUGUAGAUUUGAACUACUCAGAAGAAAUUUGCACCAAAGUUAUAUCUGGCAACGCAGACGAUAAUAUAACUAUAACUGCUUUGAAUGAAGCAUCAGUAAUGAAUGCAGACAUGACAGCUUGGAAGCAACCUUUACAGAGCGGUAUUCCUGCUCUCAUGAUCUUGUUCGUCGGAGCCUGGAGCGAUAGAACUGGAAACAGGAAAGCUUUGAUGCUCAUACCUCUUAUAGGGGAAUUGCUAUCCGCAAUAGGAUUGGUUUUAGCGACGUAUUAUUUCCUAGAAUGGCCGUUAUGGAUCACAGCGUUGAUUGAAGCAUUACCUCCAGCAUUUUGUGGCGGAUUGUCCAUAGCUCUUAUGGGCUCAUAUAGCUAUAUGGCUGACGUAACAAAUCUGGAAAAUCGUACAUUCAGAAUUGGUAUAGUCGCUGUAAUAGUUACAUUAUCUGUGCCUAUAGGAUCAGCUAUCAGUGGAGUUUUGACAGAAGCUAUUGGUUAUUAUGGAAUCUUCGGAAGCAAUGUUAUAAUGUUUAUUAUUGGCUUCAUAUAUACAUACUUCACAGUUCAUGAUGUUAAGAAAGUUGAAACUGAAGGAACGUUUCUAGAGAAGCUGAAAUUGUUUUUCCAUCCAAACAAUGUAUGGGACACUAUUUCUUUGGUGGUGAUGUCUAGGGGAAGACGGCUAAUUCAAUUGCUUCUAGUUAUUUGGGCACAUAUUGUUAUAAUAGGACCUGUUUUCGGUGAGGGGAAUAACAUUUAUUACUACGCUCUCAAGAAAUUCAAUAUGGAUAUUGUUGACUUCAGUCUCUAUUCGACAUACUCUACAGUUAUGGGAAUAAUUGGAACAAUGGUAGCAGUAACAGUAUUCAGCAAACUACUCAAAUUUCACGACGCAAUACUGGGCAUUAUAGCGACUACGUGCAAAGUCGUUUCAAGUUUCGUCUUUGCGUUUGCGCCGACACGAGAUUGGUUCUAUGCAGGACCGGCUUUCGACAUCUUUGGAAAUUCUGGAGUUACUGCAAUUAGAUCUUUGGGUACAAAGGUUGUAGAGCCUGAAGAAGUUGGUAAAAUUUGUUCCCUGAUUGGAUUCGUGGAGGCUGUGGCGCAAGCCGUAUAUUCGCCAAUAUACAGCAAAUUGUAUGCCAACACAGUGGAGACUUUCCCUGGAAUGUUUUAUAUUUUGGGAGGAAUUAUGACCAUACCCGACUUCUUUAUAUUCAUAACCAUAUACAUAUUCUACAGAAAACAACAGAGAGAUGUGGUAACGAAUCCUGAUGCUAAAGAAAUGUAUGCACAUGAAAAUGCAGUCACCGCACUUUAAACAUUGUACAGUUUUAUUUAAUUUAAUUAUGCAAUUAGAUUUAUUGUUAAAGAUUUACUGUAAUUACCAAUAAAUUAACAUAAGUAAUUUCGUUAUAAUAUUGUUAUUUAGGUAAAUAUAUUUUGAUUGAUUUCACAUGUAUAUUAUACACGUACAUUUAAAACAUCGAAACAAUGUACUUUAUAGCCUGAAUGUUUUAUGUGAAUUAAAAACUCUUUAUUGAUAAAUACGUAAUAAG